GCAGUUGCUGGAGGCGAAGCCCAGGAUUUGGUCCCUAGCGCACACUGCCACCUCCCUCAACCAGGCCGAGUACCCCUCCUGCAUGCUGAAACGCCAGGGAGGCUCGGCCGCCGCCGCCGUCUCCGCCCCGGUCAGUGUCAUCGACCGGCACCAGGAUUCGCCGGUCACCAACCUCAGGAACUGGGUGGACGGGGUGUUUCACGACCCCCUGUUCAGGCACAGUACUUUGAACCAAGCCUUGAGCAACACGACAGUUUCCUGGGCCACCACCAAAGGCGCCAUCCUGGAAACGGGCGCCUUGGGACGCGCGGUGGGGAACGGCGCCAGCGGGCUGAGGGGGCAGCUCUCAAACCUGGCCCACCAUGACUCAAACAAAGAGUUCCUGGCCUUCCCCAAAGCAGGAAGCAAAAUGUUUUGUUCCUAACGGGCCCGCCGAGGAGCGAAGGACUUUUGGACGCUUGGAGAGUCAGCAACACUGAAAACAGACUUGCGGGAGUUUAAAUAUAAAACUUUUCUCUUUUUUUCCUUUUUUUUUUUUUUUUUUUAACAACGAGGAUUUUAAAGUUCAGUUUGCUCAGUUCAUCGGACAGACUUUGCUCACUGAUAUUCUGAAGAAUUUCUCCUGGCUGCGACUUUAAGGGAUCAAUGUCGUGAAAGUUAUUUAAUUCCAUGUCCAAAAAGCACGUACUAUAGCGUAGACCUACUUAAAAAAGUUUACAUCCGAAAGUUUACAAAUGGGAAAUUUUAAUUCAGAUUUAAUUUAAGGCAUGCCGACAUUAGUUAUAAAGACUUUUCGAGAGUUUUUUCCUCCUGAUUUCCUUGUUAGCAUAUAAUUCACGAACAGCACUUCUACUAAGUUUACACCUACUGCACAAAUUUAUCUUGACAAAAAAAAAAAAAGAGACAAUAUGUUAAAAGGUAUGUUCACUUCAAUAAAUUGUCUGUUUCAG
This is a messenger RNA of Mesitornis unicolor (brown roatelo), 950 nucleotides long. Its product is annotated as iroquois-class homeodomain protein IRX-4-like. The coding region runs from base 83 to 424 and encodes 113 amino acids. The transcript has a single exon. Lineage: Eukaryota; Metazoa; Chordata; Aves; Mesitornithiformes; Mesitornithidae. The record is from RefSeq and is a predicted model, not a curated record.